CGUCACGUAUUACGUAAUCACACAGCGACUGUAAAUUUAACACGAGGAUGUGUCACUGUACAUUUAAAUUAAGUAUUUUAGUUUUUAUUUAGUUACAACACGUCCAGAAAAGUUCGUAUUAAGCCUCUAACAACGGGAUUAGGUGGAAAUGGGGGAUUUCUCAUCGCUGGGCCUGUCAGACUGGCUGGUUAAACAGUGUAAACAGUUGGGAAUCAACAAACCCACUCCUGUCCAGGAAAACUGCUUGCCAGCUAUCCUCGCCGGUCGGGAUUGUAUGGGCUGUGCCAAAACUGGAAGUGGAAAGACAGCAGCGUUUGUGUUGCCGGUGCUCCAGAAACUCUCAGAGGAACCAUAUGGCAUCUUCUGCCUGGUGCUUACUCCUACCAGGGAGCUGGCCUAUCAGAUCGCAGAACAGUUCCGAGUUCUGGGGAAGCCUCUGGGUCUGAGGGACUGCAUCAUCGUCGGUGGAAUGGACAUAGUGAGUCAAGCCCAGGAGCUGUCCAACCAGCCUCAUGUGGUGGUAGCAACACCGGGUCGACUGGCUGAUCACAUCCGCAGCUCCAACACAUUCAGUAUGAGCAAGAUCCAGUUCCUGAUUUUGGAUGAGGCAGACCGGCUGCUGGAACAGGGUUGUACCGACUUCACCAAAGACCUGGAGGUGAUUCUGGGGAUCCUGCCAGCCAAACGUCAGACGUUGCUGUUCAGCGCCACGCUGACAGACACUCUGCAGGAGCUGAAGAACAUCGCUAUGAACAAACCUUUCUUCUGGGAGAGCACGUCAGAAACACGGACAGUGGAGGAGCUGGACCAGAGAUACAUCCUCACACCAGAGAAGGUGAAAGACGCUUACCUCGUCCACCUGAUCCAGACGUUUACCGACGAGCAUGAUGACUGGUCCAUCAUCAUCUUCACCAACACUUGCAAAAACUGCCAGAUUCUCACCAUGAUGCUGCGAGAAUUUAACUUUCCAACAAUCUCCCUGCACUCCAUGAUGAAACAGAAACAACGAUUUGCAAACCUCGCCAAGUUCAAAGCCAGCGUCUAUAAAAUCCUGAUUGCAACUGAUGUAGCUGCCAGGGGUUUGGAUAUUCCAACUGUCCAGGUUGUCAUUAACCAUAACACACCCGGGCUUCCAAAAAUCUACAUCCACAGAGUUGGGCGAACAGCUAGAGCAGGGAGGAAUGGCGUGUCCAUCACGCUGGUGACGCAGUACGACAUCCACCUGGUUCAUGCCAUCGAAGAGCAGACAAAGACAAAGCUGAAGGAAUAUCCUGUAGAGGAAAAGGAAGUCUUGAAAAUCCUCACGCAAGUCAACGUGACCCGACGAGAGUGUGAAAUAAGACUUGAAUCAACAGACUUUGAUGAGAAGAAAGAAAUCAACAAGAGGAAACAGCUGAUCCUGGAGGGGAAGGAUCCGGAACUGGAGGCCAAAAGGAAGGCCGAGCUGGAGAAAAUCAAGAGCCAGAAGAAGAAAUUUAAACAGAAAAUCCAGGAGAGCAUUCAGAGACAGAAACAUGGACAGCUGAAAAAGAAACUGACAAAGACAAAACAUGUUAAAAAGAAGAAGGCAAAGACGGCAGCAUCAUGAAAACUGUCUGGCAUAUUCAAAGUUUUAUUUCUGUAUAAUAUGUGCUGAACCUGCAAAUAAAUUUCAUACCAUUAAAA
Molecule: messenger RNA, 1665 nt
Organism: Melanotaenia boesemani (Boeseman's rainbowfish)
Lineage: Eukaryota; Metazoa; Chordata; Actinopteri; Atheriniformes; Melanotaeniidae
Gene: ddx49
Product: DEAD (Asp-Glu-Ala-Asp) box polypeptide 49
Exons: 13
Coding region: 149-1588 (479 amino acids)
Molecular function (GO): RNA helicase activity; ATP binding; nucleic acid binding
Source: RefSeq, a predicted model, not a curated record